Molecule: messenger RNA, 981 nt
Organism: Trichomonas vaginalis G3
Lineage: Eukaryota; Parabasalia; Trichomonadida; Trichomonadidae
Product: glycosyltransferase family
Exons: 1
Coding region: 1-981 (326 amino acids)
Molecular function (GO): glycosyltransferase activity
Source: RefSeq, a predicted model, not a curated record
AUGAAAUGGGAAUACCCAGUUUAUUUAAAUGUUUCGCAUUUUCUUCAUAUCUACGAUAAAGCUGUCGUUGGAUUUGGAUAUCAUCCACAAUUUGGACACGUUUUACAGGAUAUGAUAGGAGCAUUGAUCAGUGUUCCAAGUGAAAUCACCAAAGAUGCAGAUAUAUUUAUCAGAGGUGAAGAAUCUCAGGCAAGAGAUUAUUUGCCUUUACUCGGAUUUGAAAAAAAUAGAGUUCAUUCGCUCCCAGAGAACUGGAUUUUCGUAAAAGACCUUUACGUAGUAGUUACUAACUAUGGUAUAUCAGGUCUUCAAGUUUCUUUUCGUGAUUUACAUGAUGUCAUUUUUAGAGUUAAUAAUCUAACAAAUCUGAAGCCAACGUUGCAUGUUUUUAUUAACAAAGCAAAGAAAAAUUGGGGCCACGUCACUAAUAUGCACCAAUUAUAUGAUUUAUCACGAAAAAAUUUUCCUCAAUACGAUUGGCGUCUUCUACCGGACACUUUUGUAUUAAAUGCAUCUGAAACAAUGAGAACCCUUGCAAGAACUAAGAUAUUUAUUAGCGCUACCGGUUCUUGUUCGUUUAAUAUGAUUUUUCUCCCUCAAAACAGCGGUUUGCUACUAAUUGACUCCAGAUUCCUUAACUCACCAUGUAUAGCAAUUGCGCACACGUUGAACAUCUGGUUCUACUACAUUGCUUCGAAUAGAAUCAACAGAAUUCCAGGAAGAACAGGUGGAAGACUAGAAGUAAACGUGUUCAAUAAGUCCCUUGAGAUGUUAAUGACAGCAGUAUAUACAGGAAAAUGGCCAGAAAUUACAAUUCCUUCGAGAAAAUUCAUUCAAUUCGACAAAGAAAAGACAAAAAGACUUAUUUUCAAGUACGGUAACGCUAAAAAGACAACUGUAAUACGUUACGACCGAAAACUUGAGAAUACAAUGCUUACAAAUGUUUAUCCAAGAUUGAAAGAUUAUUUCACUGAGCAAUGA